CUAGAAGGUUGUGCCAAUUAUUGAACAAAUGGCAACAUUCACUAUAUGUGAAGCAUCUUCUUCCUCUCCAUGCAGUUCAAGUUCGACCACACGGUUAUGCAGCUACCAUGUGUUUUUGAGUUUUCGAGGAGAAGAUACACGCAAAGGAUUCACUGAUCAUUUACGCGCUGCCCUUGAAAGAAAAGGGAUCACAACUUUCAGAGAUGACAAAGACCUUGAGAGAGGGAAAAACAUUUCAGAAAAGCUAAUCAAUGCAAUAAAAGAUUCUAUGUUUGCCAUCACUAUUAUCUCACCAGACUAUGCAUCUUCCACUUGGUGUUUGGAUGAGCUUCAAAUGAUCAUGGAGUGCAGCAGCAAUAACAACCUGCAUGUUUUGCCAGUCUUCUAUGGUGUGGAUCCGUCUGAUGUAAGGCAUCAAAGAGGAAGCUUUGAGGAAGCCUUCAGAAAACAUCUAGAGAAAUUUGGUCAAAACAGUGAUAGGGUUGAAAGAUGGAGAAAUGCAAUGAAUAAAGUUGCUGGUUACUCUGGAUGGGAUUCCAAGGGCCAGCAUGAGGCAUUACUAGUUGAAAGCAUUGCUCAACACAUACAUAGAAAGCUGGUUCCUAAAUUGUCAUCUUGUACAGAGAACCUUGUUGGGAUUGAGUCAAAGGUGGAGGAAGUGAACAAGCUCAUAGGUAUGGGGUUGAAUGACGUUCGCUUUAUCGGCAUAUGGGGUAUGGGUGGCAUAGGCAAGUCAACUAUUGCUAGAGCGGUCUAUGAAGCAAUCCGAUGUGAAUUUCAACUUACUUGCUUUCUAGAAAAUGUUAGAGAGAUAUCUGAGACAAAUGGUUUAGUUCACUUACAAAGACAACUUCUUUCUCAUAUGAGUAUAAGUAGGAAUGAUUUUCAUAAUUUGUAUGAUGGCAAAAAAACAAUACAAAACUCUUUCCGUAGGAAAAAGGUUCUACUUGUUCUUGAUGAUGUGAAUGAAUUAAACCAGUUGGAGAAUAUGGCUGGGAAGCAAGACUGGUUUGGUCCGGGAAGUAGAGUAAUAAUCACAACGAGAGAUAAACACUUGUUAAUGACACAUGGAGUACAUAAAACUUAUGAGGUUUGGAUGUUAUUCCAAAAUGAAGCUCUUAAUCUCUUUUGUUUGAAAGCCUUUAAAGGAGAUAAACCACAAGAAGGCUAUUUGGAUUUGUCCAAAGAAGUGGUGGACUAUACUGGUGGUCUUCCAUUGGCACUUGAGGUGUUUGGUUCCUAUCUUUAUGGAAGAAAUGUUGAUCUUUGGCAUAGUGCCAUUAAAAAAAUAAGAAGUGUGCCUCUACGUAAAAUCCAAGAUAAACUGGAAAUAAGUUAUGAGAGCUUAGAUCCAAUGGAGAAGGAUGUAUUUCUUGAUAUUGCGUGUUUCUUCAAGGGAAUGAAGAUAGAUAAAGUAAUAGAUAUAUUAGAAAAUUGUGGUUAUUUCCCCAAAAUUAUAAUUCAAGUUUUGAUUGACAGAUCUUUGAUAACUCUAGAUCGGGUCAAUAAUAAAUUGGGGAUGCAUGAUUUGCUUCAAGAAAUGGGCAGGAAUAUUGUAUUUCAGGAAUCUCCAAAUGAUCCUGGCAGAUGUAGCAGGUUAUGGUCUAAAGAGGACAUCGAUUCUGUGUUGACAAAAAAUAAGGGAACUGAAAAAAUUAGCAGUGUAGUUCUGAACUUACUUCAACCAUAUGAAGCACGCUGGAGCACUGAAGCAUUCUCAAAAACAAGUCAGCUAAAAUUGCUCAACUUAAAUGAGGUGCAACUUCCCCUUGGCCUCAGCUGCCUUCCUUGUUCGCUGAAAGUUCUUCGGUGGAGAGGAUGUCCUCUUAAGACUCUAGCGCAAACAAAUCAGCUGGAUGAAGUUGUUGACAUUAAAUUAUCUCAUAGCAAAAUCGAAAAACUUUGGCACGGAGUAUAUUUUAUGGAAAAGCUGAAGUAUCUGAAUUUGAAAUUUUCCAAGAACCUAAAGAGAUUGCCAGAUUUUUCCGGGGUUCCAAAUCUUGAAAAAUUGAUUCUUAAAGGCUGCUCAAUCCUAACUGAGGUUCAUCUAUCCCUUGUACACCACAAGAAAGUUGUUGUAGUGAGUUUAAAAAACUGCAAAAGUCUAAAAUCGCUUCCCGGGAAGUUGGAGAUGAGUUCCCUGAAGAAGUUAAUUCUGUCAGGCUGCAGUGAAUUUAAAUUCCUUCCAGAGUUUGGGGAAAAAAUGGAAAAUUUAUCAAUCCUUGCUUUAAAAGGAACAGAUAUAAGAAAACUGCCCUUAUCACUUGGAAGCCUAGUUGGACUUACUAAUUUGAACUUAAAGGACUGCAAAAGUCUUGUUUGCCUUCCGGAUACCAUUCAUGGAUUGAAUUCCCUCAUAAUUUUGAACAUUUCUGGAUGUUCAAGACUUUGUAGAUUGCCAGAUGGAUUAAAGGAAAUACAGUGUUUGAAGGAACUUCAUGCCAAUGAUACUGCUAUUGAUGAACUACCUUCCUUCAUUUUCUAUCUAGAUAAUCUUAAAGUAUUAUCAUUUGCUGGUUGCCAAGGGCCACCGGCAAUGUCAACGAACUGGUUUCCCUUCAAUUGGAUGUUUGGGGGUCAAUCAGCUUCCACUGGAUUCAGAUUACCAACUUCUUUCCUGAGCUUACAUUCUUUGAAAUAUUUAAACCUAAGUUAUUGUAAUCUUUCUGAAGAAUCGAUCCCGAAUUAUUUUCACCACCUAUCAUCUUUGAAGUCUUUGGAUCUAACUGGUAACAAUUUUGUUAUCAUACCAAGCAGCAUUUCUAAACUUUCAAGACUGAGAUUUCUUUGUCUAAAUUGGUGCGAACAGCUUCAAUUGUUGCCAGAGCUUCCAUCAAGAAUAAUGCAAUUGGAUGCAAGCAAUUGUGAUUCAUUGGAAACUCGUAAAUUUGAUCCAAUAGAGAGCUUUAUGAAGGGACGCUGUCUACCCGCGACCAGAUUUGACAUGCUUAUCCCAUUCCCAGGGGAUGAAAUUCCAUCUUGGUGUGUUUCUCAAGGAUCUGUUUCCUGGGCUAAAGUACAUAUCCCUAAUAAUUUGCCGCAAGAUGAAUGGGUAGGAUUUGCAUUGUGUUUCCAGCUAGUGAGUUAUACCUUCCCACCUGAACUGUGCAAUCAUGAGAUUGAUUGUUAUUUGUUUUCACCUAAUGGUAAGCAGCUGAUCUUGAUCAGCACCAGGAGAUUACCUCCUAUGGAUCCAUGUUAUCCUCACCUUUAUAUUCUCUACUUGUCCAUUGAACAAUUCCGCGACAAGAUUCUCCAAGAUGAUUAUUGGGAUGGCGUUGAAUUUUCAUUGAAAUGUUAUUGUUGCCAUUCAUUGCGAAUAUUCAGUAGUGGCUGCCGUUUGGUGUGCAAACAAGUUGUUGAAGUGUUUCAAGAUCAAACAGUCGUCAGUCCUUGACAAUAGCAUCAUUCAUUCUGCAACGAACAUUGAGCUUCCAGUGGCAAAAUGAGAUGAAUUUGACCAGCAAAAUGCUGCACUAGCAAACAACUUCCAUAAGCAGUAUCAGAUGUAGGCAAAAUCUUCAAUAUUCGAAACUUGUUUGAGUGGCCACUGUUUUAAAGAAGCUGGGCUUGAGGAAGAUUUUCAAGUUAUGCUACGGUGACUACAGUUUAUAUUGGUGAGAUUCAGUCAAAGAAAAUCUCUGAUACUUAGUGUGGUUUCAAUUCGAAUUUGAUGUACAAGAUUUUUUUGAUCUAUGUAUAAAUUCAUAAACCCUGUUCUUCUAAUAUUCCAUCUAUAUUUAUAGAUAAA
Molecule: messenger RNA, 3751 nt
Organism: Medicago truncatula (barrel medic)
Lineage: Eukaryota; Viridiplantae; Streptophyta; Magnoliopsida; Fabales; Fabaceae
Product: TMV resistance protein N
Exons: 5
Coding region: 29-3397 (1122 amino acids)
Biological process (GO): signal transduction; defense response
Molecular function (GO): ADP binding
Source: RefSeq, a predicted model, not a curated record